This is a messenger RNA of Dictyostelium discoideum AX4, 1248 nucleotides long. Its product is annotated as carboxylic ester hydrolase. The transcript has 2 exons. NCBI's taxonomy places the organism in Eukaryota, Evosea, Eumycetozoa, Dictyosteliales, Dictyosteliaceae. Bases 1 to 1248 code for a protein of 415 amino acids. The record is from RefSeq and is a predicted model, not a curated record. Gene Ontology annotation, biological process: lipid metabolic process. Gene Ontology annotation, molecular function: hydrolase activity, acting on ester bonds.
AUGAAAAAUAUAUUAACCAUAGAAUAUAUAAUAAUAAUAUUAGUAACAAUUUUAAUAAGUUGUAAUGUUACUCAAUCAAUAGAGGAUAUAUUAUUUGACCCAGAUUUUAAAUUAAACAUUUCACAAUUGAUUGCAAAACAAGGAUAUCCUGUUGAAAAUCAUUUCGUAACUACAAAAGAUGGUUAUAUUAUAUCACUUCAACGUAUACCAAAUGGUAUAAAUAAAAAUAAAGGAAUAUUUAAUAAUAAUAAUAAUAAUAAUAAUACAAAGAUAAAACCAACAGUUUUAUUACAACAUGGUUUAGAAGAUAUUGGUACAACUUGGGUUUUCCAAGAGAAUAGGUAUCAAAGUUUAGGAUUUAUUUUAGCAGAUGAAGGAUAUGACGUUUGGAUUGGUAAUGUUAGAGGUACUAUAUAUAGUAAUAAACAUUUGGAAUAUACAGUAAAUGAUGAUGAAUAUUGGGAUUUUACAUUUAAUGAAAUGGGUGAAUUCGAUUUACCUUCAAUGGUUGAUUAUAUUAUAAAUGUAACUGGUAAUAGUAAAGUGAAUUAUAUUGGUCAUAGCCAAGGCACAACAAUGGGAUUCAUUGGAUUUAAAGAUGGUAGUGAAUUAACGAAAAAGAUAAACACAUUUUUUGCAUUGGCACCAGUUGCAAGAGUUACACAUUGUCAAAGUCCAUUAUUUAAUUUUUUAGGUAAUUUAAGAUUUGGAUUGAUUUUAAAAUUUUUUGGAGUAAAAUCAUUUUUAAUGGAUUCACCGAUUUUAAGAGGAUUUUUAGCACCAACAUUAUGUAGUAUUACACCAAUUGCAUGUACAACAUCCUUAGGUUUCAUUACUGGGUGGGGUGAAAAUUCAAAUUUAAAUGAAACUAGAUUACCAGUAAUUUUAUCACAAUCACCAGGUGGAACAUCAACAAAAAAUAUUAUCCAUUGGAGUCAAAAUUUAAAUAAUGAAUUUCAAAAAUUUGAUUAUGGUUCAUCAUAUGAAAAUUUCAUUCAUUAUUCUCAAUCAACACCACCCAAAUAUAAUAUUACAAAUUUUUCAAAAAAAAUACCAACAAUAAUUUUCACUGGUGGUAAAGAUUUAAUUUCAACAAAAGAAGAUUACAAUUGGUUACUUCCACAAUUAAAAAAUUUAAUUUAUUAUAAACAUAUUGAUUCAUAUAGUCAUCUUGAUUUCGUUUGGGGUAAUGAUGCUUAUAAACAAGUUUAUUCUGAUAUUUUAAAAUAUUUAUUAAAAUAUAAUUAA